This is a messenger RNA of Monosiga brevicollis MX1, 4752 nucleotides long. RefSeq lists its product as uncharacterized. NCBI's taxonomy places the organism in Eukaryota, Choanoflagellata, Craspedida, Salpingoecidae. The coding region runs from base 1 to 4752 and encodes 1583 amino acids. The record is from RefSeq and is a predicted model, not a curated record. The transcript is spliced from 5 exons.
AUGCAUCAAAAGAACUCGACCGUGACGCUGAACGGUGUCAAGUGUGGUGUCGAGCGGCAAGCGGACGGCAAGUAUCACUGCCCUGUUCCAAAUUGCACCUCCAGCCACGACCAAGCGGCAUAUCUGCGAAACCACAUUCGAAGAACACACGCAGAAGCGAACAGCAGACCAUCCCGUCGGAAACUUGGAUGUUCUCGCACAAAGAAGCGUGCAGUCAAGUUUGAUCAGCAGCAUGGCGUGGCCGGGGCUCGGAUGUUCAUGACCGACAUUGGUUGCCUUGUGUCUCCCGCGUCCGCGUCUCUGGUGUGCACGCCCUGCGAACGCGUGCUUGGUGGUAGCGUGCCAAAUCACCUGCUUAAAAAGCAUCAUAUACGAUGCAGCCAAGAAGACAUCGACGCAGCCACGGCACUCAUGCGUUCCUUGCAGCCCGAGGAGUCAGCAAUAGAUAUCGGAACAAUGUCUGGGCCGCGCGCGCCUGUGGAAGGCAUCCCCAUCCUAGACGGCGUGGGUUGCCCCAUGUGCCAGUCUUGCUUUACGACGAAAAAAAGUUUGCACUUUCAUUUGCAAAAAAACCGCGUAGAUGAGCCCGGUAUCAAACAGCCACCUCGACGCGUCAAGUUGCAAAAGCCGUUGCGUGGUGUCGGGGCCCGCUGUGUCGAGGUCAUUGUGGAGGAAAGCCACGACGCCUCGGCAGCCGACGUCAGCGAAAACGAGGAGGAGCUGGAGGAGCAGCAGCGGUUUAAGCAGUUUAUCUCAAGCACCCGGGCCAUGGCCUCAGAGGCCGAGGAGAAGCGCUGCCCGCACGGCGUUCACCAGAUGCAUCCGUUCUACGACAGCGUGGGCAUGACGCUGAUCCUGAACGAGCUGACCCCAGAGCAAAUUCUCAAGCUGGGUCACGAUACCCCACCCGCACCACUUGUGGCGGGCAUGCAAGAGCUCUUCUGGGAGGCCCACGAACAAUUGUCCCAGCACGGUCUGGCGGCUGCUUCCGUGGCGUCUUUGUUCGGAGAUGAAGAGUUUCAAGUUCAGCCGCAAUCUUUACCCCAAGUAUCUCCUGACACGAUGAGCAGAUACCUGAACAUUGGAGCGCGCUUGGUGCAAUUUUUACUGCUACUGGACGCAAUGCCAGCCCCCGAGCCAUCCAGCUUUUUGAGCCAGGUGCUUGCCAGUCGUGGGGAGGCCAUAACUACAGCUGCCUUGGCCGUGCAAGGGGCGCUGGAUGCGGGACUGAGCGGGAAGGAUCUUGUCGAGCCCCUGACGUCCCUGUGGCUGGCGCUGGUGAAUGCAGAGCUACGCCUCUUUGACAACGACAAGGUGCACUUUGUCAACGUGUUUUUAUUGUGCACGGCCGUUUCCACGGGAAGCGGUGUCUUGCAGAACAUCCGGCGCUGGACCACAACGCUGGCCGGCCUGAUUUAUAUUUUCAAGCUGUUUUUGCUCCGGUUUGGCAAGGCACAGCGAUGGGCCACUGCGGGUAAACUCAGAGCUUUCCUACAGCCCGGACGGCUGGUGCAUUUUUUGAGCCAGCGCAUGACGGCGGCUCGCUCUGCCAGCACGGUCGAGGGGCAGGUUGGAGUGGAUAUUGAGGUGCAAACGGACGGGGAUAUGACGGACGAGGCGCUGCACACUAUCGUUUGUCAAGGCGUUGAACUCAACGUGAAAGAGAUUGGGACCGCCCUGGCACAGAUGCGCAACGAUAUGAAGGAGGUCUUGGACACCCACCUCUUGCUGGGAUCUGGUCUGCGAGAGCAAUACAUUGGCGAGUAUGCUCGGCUACGGUCGAAGGAGGAUCGGACCAACAGGGUCAAGAAUUGGUGGGUGGGCCAUGGCAGCCCAGCUGAGCGGGCCCUAUUGGAUCACAUUGGCCAGACUCCGAGGUUGCGGCAAGAAUUUAUCUGCCCAGAGCCCAAGCCUGAAGGAGCUGAUGAAGAGCUGACCUUUCGAGAAGACCGUGUGCGGGAAUGGCUUUUAUUUGUGGGAAGGUUCAACCAGCUGGCGCUCACCUACACCCACAUGGCUGGAGAUGAGCAGCACACCUUUCGGUACAUGGACGAGGAGGUCAGCAAGCUGAUUUUCAUGUAUUUGCUCUUGUGCAAGCCUCUGGAGCAAAUGCUGACAAGUUGGCUGGAGAAGCGGGGCGCUCUUCAAACCCCUCGCGAUGGCGGGCGUGGAACCUUCGACGAUGAUCAGGAAGAGGAGGAUCUAUUGGAGGACGAGCGGGAUGAAGACCACAUGAGCCACGACGAUGUCAUGACCUUGCGACGCGAGCCAACGCUGGGAGUGGCAAAUUGGCGACACGCCGCGACCUUCUGGAUGACAACAUUUGUGACAAAUCGGCUCUUUGCCGACCCCGCGAGCACUUUGGGUAGCCUGAUGCGCACCCAGGCACAGCCCUUGGGCAACAUGGCCAAAGACUUCUUUGCUACCGCAACAAGCAACCAAUUGCAAGCCAAAAUGUCAUCACGUCUGAUGCAUCAGCUGGCCUCACAAAGCUGGCAUGCCUUUUUGGGUCUUGACCGCAAGCGCAGCGUAGCCGAGCUCACAGCCGCCAAGGAAGCUUUGGAAGUUCGCCACCCCAUAAGCUGGAGCGUGUCAUCAAAGCUUGAAGCAGACGGGCGCGUCAUCAUGGAUCCACGAGCCGAGCAUGAUGUCGCCUACAUGACCCAGCUGGCCCAGCAGGCACGCAUCUUGUGGGGCCACGGCUUUAAAAGCCAAGAACAAUUGGACCUGGCAGCGGCCAUUGACCAGCAUCGGGCCGAGGAUGGCUGGCUGAUUGUUGUCGCGCCGUUAGACAUGGACAAGACGCUUUGUACCAUGCCCAAACUGGGUUGUCGCCCGCAUGCCGGCACGGUGCUGUGGAUUGUGCCUUUUGCGACCUUGGCAGACAAUUUGCUGCGGCGUUUGCAAGCGGCUGGCCACAGUGCGCAAAGGUGGCUGGGCCCCUCGACGCCGGUAGCAGCUGGCCUGGACGUGCUUAUCAUCACGACUGACAAGUUUGUUCGCGCGGGCUCUGACGCCCUGCACGCACGUGCUUGCUUUCAAGGCAUUAGGACCGUGAUUCUGGACGAGGCGCACACGCUCAUCUCUGAUGCCAGCCACCGGAACAUGAUGGCUCAAAUCGGGGCCUGCGUGGCCUCUGGCGGAUGGACCAACAUCAAGCGCGUGGCGUUGACUGAUACUUUAUGCAUGUGCGACCAAGAGCGGCUUUUUCGACAGCUGGGUCAGGAAGCAGGGGGCAAACUGUACCGCCUGGAAACGAUGCGUCACAAUGUGGAGCUGCGUGUGCAUCAUGGCGACCAGCGGGCCUUCUUGUUGCACGUGCAAGGUCUUGUAGACAGGCAGCGGAUGACGCGUCAGGCGAAUGAGGAGCGUGUGCACAUGAUGGUCUUUUGUGACACGGUGGCCGAGGUAAAGCUGCUGUGUGACCAGCUGCACGCACGCGGCUAUGCAGCCUUGCCCUGCUAUGCAGACUUGGAAGAGAUGGCGCAGAAGGACCAUCUGGCGCGGUGGCAACAGAGUGAAUGCGACGUCAUUGUGGCCACCAGCUGUUUGAGCAUGGAUGUGGACCUGCUUACCGUCCGCCACGUGCUAUGGUAUGGCAGUGGCCAUGACGUCUAUACCCUGGUAAAGGAAGUGCAGCCAAGCAGCGUCUCACAGAGUGAACAUGUCAAUCCAUUGGGCGAGACUGCAGUGAUGGCUAAUGCAUUGCCACGGUCAAGUGCUGAACGACUUGAUGCAGCCACCGCAGAGCCCAUGGCCGUGCCAGAUUCACCCACGGUGUCAGAUUCCGAGCUUCAGGCACAGCGACAGGAAGAAGCUCGGGCGCAGCCAGUGCAGAGCAGUGACACUCGUCAAGCUCCAGCAUCCGGCGUGACGUUGGCCUCUGAAGCAGGCUCGGCCAUGGGUGAUGCUUUGCCAAGACCACGUGCAGCGCGGCUUGACGAAGAGGCCGCAGAACCCAUCAUGUCCCUGCCAGCAACACCAACGGCAUCUGACUUUGAGCUUGAGUUUGAUUCCCUGACAGAACUGCAAGAAGAUGAUGCACCAUGUUCUUCCGUGCCAGGCUCUGGACUAUCUGGCGCACACUCUACGCGGUCUUCUGCGAAACGAGUAACAUCUGCUACAUUGCCCCCGGCUGCUUUACCAUCGCGAAGAAGUGAGGCUGCGUCGAUGCCACACCUGAGAUCAGACAAGCGAGCCAAGACGACGCGCUCGCGCCUGAUCCACAAGGCGGCGGCUGACAAGUUUCUGGAUGCGCUGAGAUUGAUGCAUGCCUAUUGCAUGCCAUGUACCAUUCGCCAGUCUCAAGCCGUCUGGAAAGCUCAACAUAUCUGUCCCGAAUCAGACGACACAUGCACCCGGUGCCAUCUCGCGGGGCACAGUGCCGAUGAGUGCAACAUUGAUUUUGAAUCUGCCACACGAGAAUGUUGCGCCAGAUGUGGCAUGCCAUCUAGGAUUGGCGGCCACCCCUUGAAGCAUCUGCCGGGCUGUGCACUCGAUAAAGGCCUUGGACGAGUCUUGAGCUCCAUCGUCCUCCUUGCCGACUGUCAUCCGCGGCUGCGCCACCUGGCCAAGCGGAUGGGAUACGACCUUCAGCCCGGGACGCUGCAGACGCGACAUUUUCGCGAAAGAUUUAUCGCAUGGCUGUACUCGGAAGACAAGCAUCUGCCGGCAGGCCACUGGCACCUUGUGGAGUUUGUGAUUGAAAGCGUUGAGAUUUUGAUCGGGGCAGCCGCGAGGGCUGUGAUAUGA